GGAGGGAGAGGGAUUGUCGGCGCGAGGACGGGGACACCAGCUGGGACCUGGUCCACACAGCAUUGCCAGUACAACAGAAAGAGUUCGAAAAUCACACACAAAGAGAGAAGUUAUUGGGGUCAUAACUGCUUCUGGCAACUGUAUUAUCAACAAGUUAGUCUCUUUUUUUGGUCUGUUUGUCUAUUUUGUUUGUUUCUUGUAGUCGAUCGACUUUAGACAUCAGUAUCAAAGCUCUGCAUUUUUUGCAAUCCAACAGGUAUUACUCAAUUUAGGCGGGCUUGAUUUAUUUUUUUUUGUUUUUAUUUGUUUUCAUCGGCUGUGAACAAGAGAGCUCUUACCGUGUCUGAUCUUUUGUAUUUCUGCUCUCCUGCACACACGCCCUGAGUAAGGCAGCUAUAACCCUACUCUCUCUUAAGUUGGCUACUUUGAAACACAUACACACACACAUACCUUUCAGCCCUCUCACCCAGACCUGGUCCAGCCUAGUCUUGCCUGCGCCACUCCCCUGGACAGGACUUUCACCUCUGAGAAGGAAGGAAGAAUAUGACUGCUGAAACACUUAACUUUGGCCCAGAAUGGCUCCGUGCACUUUCCAGUGGAGGCAGUGUGUCUUCCCCUCCUGCCUCUCCUGCUAUGCCAAAGUACAAGUUGGCCGAAUACCGUUAUGGCCGGGAGGAGAUGCUAGCACUUUAUGUCCAGGAAAACAAGGUCCCUGAAGAAAUGCAGGAUAAGGAGUUUGCUGCUAUUCUGCAGGAUGAGCCUCAACAGCCACUGGCACUGUUGCCUCUCACUGAAGAGGAGCAGAGGAACUUCUCCAUGUCUGUCAACAGUGUGGCUGUGCUGAGGCUUAUGGGUAAGGGGGGUGGGGCCGUCCCGGCUGGAGUGAACCGAGGUAGAGGCAGCGUGAGAGGCGGUCGAGGUCGAGGAAGAGGAGGAGAGAUCGGAUUCUACCAAAGAAGCAGUGAGGAAGGAGAGGGCGGUUUUGGUCGUGGUGUUCGAGAGAUCCAUCGCAGUCAGAGCUGGGAUGACAGAAGUGAGAGACGUUUUGAGAAACCUCCGCGGAGAGAAGGUGUGCGCCUUGGUUUCGAGGAGGGGGGUCCGGGUGGCAGAAAGGAGUUCAUGCGCUCUGAUAGUGACAACUGGCGCAUGCUGAGAGAGGAACAGGAGGAGGAGGAGGAGGACACAGGAGAGACUGGUGGCAGCUGGAGACUCACCGGUUCACGAAGAGAUGAUGGUGGUCCUCGCCCAGCUGGUUGGCGGGAACACUCUGGUCCAGGUGAAGUUCGCCGCAGGAAGUUUGACUUCGACUUCCGGGAUGGAGGGAAUGAGGGAGGCAGAAGGAGAGCAGGCAGCGAAGGAGCAGAGGAUGAGAGAGAUGGUCUGCCAGAGUGGUGCACAGAUGAGGAAGAUGGAGAAAUGGGAACCUUUGAUUCUUCUGGAGCGUUUAUGUCUAUUAAGAAGGGCCCGACAGACCCCAUUCCAGAAGAGGAGUUUGAGUUCCAGGGUUUGGAGGAUGAGGAAGAGGACGGUGCUUAUCAAGAGAAGAAAAACGGCUCUGGUGCUGAAAAAAGUGAGAAAGAUGUCACUGACUCUGCUCCAGUGUCUGAAACUGAAGUGAAACCAGUUUCUCCUUCCCCUUCUCCUCCUCUCCCUCCAACUCUUCCUGCUCCUGUCGCUGAGGCUGUGCCCUCUGCUGCCCCCUCUGGCCUGGAGGAGCCUCAGCCGGCUCCCUCCAUUCCCAACAAACUACCAAGUGAAGUGUUAUCAGAGGCCAUGUUAGAUUUGAGCCCCAGUGCCUCCUCCAGUCUGCCUUCAUCACCUCCCUCUUUGUCCUCUGCUGCUACUGACCUCCCACCACCGGGGGGUGAUAUUGAGGAUGAUGAGGGCAUGAAGCACCUGCAACAGGAGGCAGAGAAGAUGGUGGCAGCGCUCCAGGACACAUCUCUAGAGGAAGAGUGUUUCACCCAGACUCUUCAGGAUAGCAGAAACACAGCCUCUGCUCUUCCUCUCUCCCAUGACUCUGCCAUGAAAUGGUUUUACAAAGACCCGCAAGGAGAGAUUCAGGGUCCUUUCACUACAGUGGAGAUGUGUGAAUGGUUUCAGGCGGGGUAUUUCGCCAUGAACCUGCUUGUUAAACGUGGUUGUGAUGAGGGAUUUCAGCCACUGGGGGAAGUCAUUAAGAUGUGGGGGCGUGUGCCUUUCGCCCCUGGCCCCUCCCCUCCGCCCCUCCUGGUGAGGAAUCAAGCCCACCUUCGCCCUCACCCACCCCAGGGGGCAAUCGGUAAUAUGGAUCAGGAGCGGCUGAAGAAGCAGCAGGAAUUAGCUGCUGCCACUGCUCUUUACCAGCAACUCCAGCAACAGCAGCUGUUCCAGCUCAUCAACAGGUGUGGAGAGCAGGGUAUGAUGCCUUCGUUAAACAGGUCGAUGUCAGUGCCAGAUACAGGGUCCAUGUGGGACAUGCAUACCUCAGCCUCACAGCCAGCAGGCGGUGAGGCCAGUCUAUGGGACUUAAUGAAUUCUUCAUCUCAGGGUCCAAUUCUAGAACAGCUUCAGAAGCUACAUGAGAGAAGAGAAGCUGAACUCAGGGCCAAGCGUGAGGAAGAGGAAAGAAAACGGAGGGAUGAAAAAAGGCGAGAAGAGCAAAAAAGAAGAGAGGAGGAGGAGAUUUACAGGCGCAAACAGCAGCAGGAUUUGCUGAUGAAGUUGCUCCAGCAGACUCCACGUCAGGGUUCCUCAGGCUCCGGGUCGAGCUGGAGCGGAGGACCCAUCCCUGGGCUGGGAAAGCAGACCAAGCCCCUCAACCUCCUGGACAUCCAGCAGGAGGCUGAAAGAAUGCACAAACAACAGCACAGAGUCCAGCAGCAGCAGAGGUGGGGUGAUGCCUCUUCAUUAUGGGGAGCAGCUGGAUCUUUGGAUGGAAAGGUGGGUGGAGGUGGCAGCUCUUCUGGAGGAGGGAUGGGAGUCUGGGACGAGGCCCUCAAGAACCAGAGCGCACUUCGCAACAACAUGGGGCUGAAGAACAGCCGAAGCAGUCCAUCACUGAGUGAGCAGUACAUGAUGAGAGGCCGUAAACGCACUGAGGAAGAGGAGCGGCUGUUGAAACUCCUGCAGGGUAUGAAGUCUCAAGACGGCUUCACCACCUGGUGUGAACAGAUGCUGCAUGCGCUCAACACCUCCGCCAAUAACUGCUCCUCUUCCCAGGAUGUGCCUGCUAUUGUGGCAUACCUGAAGGAGGUGGAGUCCCCGUAUGAGGUGUUGAACAUUAUCUGCUCCUACCUGGGCGACACUGUUGAAGCCAAAGAGUUUGCCAGACAGUUCCUGGAGCGCCGUGCCAAACAGAAAGCUAACCACCAGAGACAGCAGCAGCAGCUCUCCAAAGAGAUGGCUGGACUUAGCAUGAACAACUUCCCUCUGCAGGAGACUGUACGAGGAAUGAACCCCAGUGCCCUGCAGUCUAUGUUCCAGGCAGUGCAUUCUGGGAAGGGGGGUGUGGUCUAUGAUCAGGCAGCAAAGCUGAAGAAGAAACAGCCCACGAUGCUGCACUCUGACCCAAGCAUCUUAGGGUACUCAUUCCAUGGUGGCCCUGAUCGGUAUGGUCUAAACGAGAUGGAGAUGGUCGAGGAUUACUGAAUACACAGCAAUAGCUACACGAGGCCUUUAAACCCGCGGGUCCACCUAAUCAGACUCCGCAAGUCGAAUGUGCACUGCUUUGAGGGAGAGGGGUUUGGGGAUAAGCCAGGAGUAAGGUAUCGGUUUUGGGGUGGGUGGGUUUUGCGCUGGGAAGAGAAGAAUGUAAUUCAACAGGGAAGGGAACAGGUGUGAAUUUAUUUUUGUGUGUGUGUUUUCAGGGGACGGGGGGUGAAAAAGUUCUGGCACUUACAGCAUUAAGCACCUUACACUCAGACUAAUGCACUUUAUUAAGAUUUUUUUUUUCUUUUUCGAGAAGAUUUACUUGUAUAUUUAUGUGGUAUGCUUCAGAAAUAUUACCACAUAUAUAUAUAUAUAUACUGUGUGUGUUGAAUCAGAACUGGAGUUUGUGCUGGGAGGAAAUGGUGGCGAUUGGGGGACCAUUGCGUGUUUUAGUUCAGACAUUAUCAAAAAAACAAAUCCUCUCUUUAAAGACAAACACUGUUGUUUUUUUU
Molecule: messenger RNA, 4142 nt
Organism: Sinocyclocheilus grahami
Lineage: Eukaryota; Metazoa; Chordata; Actinopteri; Cypriniformes; Cyprinidae
Gene: gigyf1a
Product: GRB10 interacting GYF protein 1a
Exons: 24
Coding region: 544-3630 (1028 amino acids)
Biological process (GO): insulin-like growth factor receptor signaling pathway
Cellular component (GO): cytosol
Molecular function (GO): protein binding
Source: RefSeq, a predicted model, not a curated record